This is a messenger RNA of Vanessa atalanta (red admiral), 1210 nucleotides long. RefSeq lists its product as uncharacterized. Bases 232 to 1062 code for a protein of 276 amino acids. The record is from RefSeq and is a predicted model, not a curated record. The transcript is spliced from 5 exons. NCBI's taxonomy places the organism in Eukaryota, Metazoa, Arthropoda, Insecta, Lepidoptera, Nymphalidae.
UGCUCCUCGCGCAGGACCGGAGUGGUGUUCACUCGGCCGCGCGCCACGGCGCGACAUGCCCAGCUGAUGUUUAUUUAUACCGCGAGCUCGGCGGAGGGCGCGCGCGGGAGGCCCUCCCCUCCGCGGCACCACGGUUUCGCGUGAUGCAGCCGAGCGAGCUAGCCGACACCGCGCACGCCGCUAGCGGAAAUCCCCCGCAGCGUGGCCUCAACGGUGGCCGAUUCGACUUUGAUGAUGGUGGUACCUAUUGUGGCGGUUGGGAGGACGGCAAGGCCCACGGUCACGGUGUGUGUACUGGACCGAAAGGACAGGGGGCGUACGCCGGCUCCUGGCACUUUGGAUUCGAAGUAUCCGGCGUCUACACCUGGCCCAGUGGAAGCUCAUUCGAGGGACAAUGGCAAAACGGCAAACGGCACGGUCUGGGCGUGGAAACGCGCGACCGCUGGCUGUACCGGGGCGAGUGGACUCAAGGCUACAAGGGCCGCUACGGCGUCCGACAGAGCAGUACAAGCAACGCCAAGUACGAGGGCACCUGGGCCAACGGCCUCCAAGACGGAUAUGGUUCAGAAACAUACGCCGAUGGCGGAACAUACCAAGGACAAUGGAUGCGAGGACUCAGGCAUGGAUACGGAGUGCGUACAUCGGCACCCUUCGGUUUGGCAUCUCACUACCGCGGGAGUGCGCGGGAUCACCGCGGAUCGCUCUCAUCAUUGGCGGAGGCGACGGGCACGCCGGACCCCUCCGACCGGCGAACAACACGAAUGGACGAUGCCCGAGGUGGCUUCGUCCUUAAAGCCAGCUCUGAUGAGCCAUCGGGUAGACGAGGUUCUCUUGUUGAGAAGACUAAAAAGGGACUUCUUGCCAAAUUACGUAAGCAACGCAGUGCCGGUGAGUUGGACAAGCGCGGCACGGGCUCGGUACGGUCAGGCGGCUCAGGCGGCUCCGCUUCAUCCUGGGUGUCGUCGGUCGAAAGCACGCAUUCCGCUACUACGCGAGGCUCCUUGCAUACCAACUCUAACACCAGUUUCAUUGUUGAGGAUGAACACUUGGAUGCCAGUGUAACUGAAACCUAUAUGGGUGAAUGGAAGAACGAUAAGCGUACUGGAUUCGGUGUCAGUGAACGUAGCGACGGCCUUCGUUACGAGGGCGAGUGGUUUGCAAAUAGAAAAUAUGGCUAUGGUGUUACGACUUUUCGUGACGGAACCAGAGA